AUGUCAGAAAAAGGUAAAAGAGUAGUCAGAUGUGAUAGUUACUCUCAGAAGGAGGACCGUAGCUGGCGUACUACAACAGGGGCACAUAGAUAUAAAACGUUUUUAACCAUCCAUGCAGAUCAAAGGCAAAAAGAUGUAGAAUUUGCAAUGGGUGACUAUGUGUUCUUAAAGGUUUCUCCUAUGAAAGGAGUUAUGAGAGUUGGAAAGAAAGGCAAGUUGGCUCCCUGUUACAUAGAACCUUUUCAGAUCACGGAUAGAGUGGGAGCAGUUGCCUAUCAAUUGAAGUUGCCACCAAACCUUUCUCACGUCCACCCAUUAUUCCACAUUUCCAUGCUUUGGAAGUAUGUUCUCGAUCCUUCUCAUGUGUUGCAACCAAACACAGUGAAAUUAAAUGAGAAUUUAAUCUUUGAGGAGUAA
Molecule: messenger RNA, 417 nt
Organism: Hevea brasiliensis (rubber tree)
Lineage: Eukaryota; Viridiplantae; Streptophyta; Magnoliopsida; Malpighiales; Euphorbiaceae
Exons: 1
Coding region: 1-417 (138 amino acids)
Source: RefSeq, a predicted model, not a curated record